This is a messenger RNA of Aphis gossypii (cotton aphid), 1968 nucleotides long. Its product is annotated as leucine-rich repeat-containing protein 58. Gene Ontology annotation, molecular function: protein binding. The transcript has 5 exons. The record is from RefSeq and is a predicted model, not a curated record. NCBI's taxonomy places the organism in Eukaryota, Metazoa, Arthropoda, Insecta, Hemiptera, Aphididae. Bases 354 to 1442 code for a protein of 362 amino acids.
CGUUUUCAUAUAACUGCUUCCCGCGCCAUCGGAAAACUUUUAUUUUCCCGUCUGCCGUACAGUCGAGCGAAUCGCGCGCGCGCACCGCCGUACUCACCUACGCACAACAGCCGCGCGGUAGGUUUAACGCAGUCACGGUCAACCGCGUCACACGGAUAUUCAACCGUAUACCUAAUAUUAUACUUAAUUCUAUGUAGCGCAAGACACGCCGCAGCAGUAUUGGUGGUGAACUCGUAUAACAUCGCAGCGGCGGCCGAUCACACGCAACACUUGUGUGUCGAAUAAUAUAUUAUUAAUUAUACCCACGUACGACCGUACAGCCAUCGUCGUCCUCAUUACUCGCGACCGUCAUCAUGUUUAACGGGUAUUACGGGUCGACGUCGGAGAGCAGCGACAGCGACGCGCCGAUCGACGACGGGUCGUCCGUCAAGACGAUGGACCUCAACUACCUGUUGCUGGACGGCGACACCAUCCAAAAGCAUUUGGUGGACAUGUGCGAGCGCAGCCGGCCGGACGGCAUCGACACGAUGCUGCUCAACCACAACGCCAUGCUGUCCCUGCCGCCGGCCAUCAACCGGUUCCAGCACCUCCGCGUGCUCGACAUCAGCAACAACCGGUUGACGCACGUGCCCGACUUCGUGGCGCGGUUGCCGCUCACCACGCUGGUCGCCAAGAACAAUCUGAUCGACGACGACGGGUUCCCCAAGGAGUUCGGCUGUGCCGUCCACCUCAAGGUGCUCAACAUCAGCGGCAAUCGGUUGUCGCACUUUCCCCAGCAGUUGCUGUCCGUCACCACGCUCGAGUACCUGUACAUGGGCAGCAACAAUCUGGUCGAGAUACCCAAAGACAUCAACAAACUUAUCAGGUUGAAGUUCUUAUGUUUGGGCGGAAAUCAUUUGUCAGAUGUACCUGUGACUUUGGGUAUGUUGGAUAAUUUGAAAGCUCUAAAUUUGAGCGAUAACUCACUGGAGAGUUUGCCGCCGGCCAUUGCCAAUCUCAAACACCUAAAAUCGUUGAUGUUACACAAAAACAGACUUCGUACACUACCUAUAGAAAUCAUAUCAUUGAAGUGCCUCACAGAGUUAAGCUUGAGAGACAAUCCAUUGGUUGUGAGAUUCGUAAGUGAUAUGACGCAUAAUCCACCAUCAUUACUCGAACUGUCUGCCAGAUCAGUGAAAAUUAACAAUGUUCAAUAUGGAGAACGCGAUUUGCCUUACAAUUUAAUAGAAUACUUAUCAAGUGCACAUCAUUGUGUCAACCCCAAAUGUAAAGGUGUAUUUUUUGACGACAGAGUUGAACACAUUAAGUUUGUGGAUUUUUGUGGCAAAUACCGUAUUCCACUGUUACAGUACCUAUGUUCAUCAAAAUGUGUAGUCAACCACAGAAAUAUACUUGGAGAUAGCACUGACAGCAAUAUGAUGAGAAAAGUUUUACUCGGAUAAAUUCAUAAAUAAUUUUUAAAACAAAUAGGUACCUUCUACAUAUUCUAUUUGAUGUACAUGCGAAUACCGAUAUUUAAACAUACAACUAUACAAGCCCCAACUAUGGCUAUUUAAGACCAAGGAUUAAAUUCUUCAAUACAGAUAGAGUAUACAAAAAAAAACUAUAAACCUAUACAUAUGUAAUUUAUUUUUGAUACAUUUAAAAAUUGAUGAAAAUAAUUAAAAAUAAACAAUACUUUUAUAAAUAAUCAUCAACUUAAAAAUGACAAAUGUUAUGUCAAUCUUAAAUUUUGAUAAUAUUUUAUAGAUUAAAAAAUAUUUUUUCCUUUACUUGGGAUUUUUUACAUAUGUAAAUGGAAGUCAUCCUAUUAAAUUCAUUUAAUGAGAUUCAUGUUAAAUAAAUAAACCAUUGUUUUAUUUUUGUUUAAUAAUUGUAUAUUUUUGUAAGACAUGUAAUGUGAAAGUGUACUGAAUGGAAUAUUGACUGAUAUAAGUUGUUUGGCAAAUAAAAAUAAUUCCAGUUUAA